GCCGCCAUUAGACAAUAGGCGCCGGCGGCGGGAGCGGAGCGGGGCGAGCGGCGCGGCCGAGGCGGGGCGGCCGCGGGCCCGGGGGCGGCCGGGCGGGCCCGGUGCGGACAAAGGCGGCGGUGCGGGGAGCCGCGGCGGGCUCGGGAGCAGCAGCAGGAGCAGGCGGCGGCACCACCAGCAGCAGCACCGGGCCGCUCCGUGCGGGGACCGAGCCGCAGCUUGACAUGAUGUUUCCACAAAGCCGGCACUCGGGCUCCUCUCACCUGCCGCAGCAGCUGAAGUUCACGACCUCUGACUCCUGCGACCGCAUCAAGGACGAGUUCCAGCUGCUGCAGGCCCAGUACCACAGCUUGAAGUUGGAAUGUGACAAACUAGCCAGUGAGAAAUCGGAGAUGCAGCGUCACUACGUCAUGUACUAUGAGAUGUCCUACGGGCUGAAUAUUGAAAUGCACAAACAGGCUGAAAUCGUCAAGAGGCUAAAUGGGAUUUGUGCACAGGUUCUGCCCUACCUUUCUCAAGAGCAUCAGCAGCAAGUGCUGGGAGCCAUCGAGAGAGCCAAGCAGGUCACGGCGCCAGAACUGAACUCCAUCAUCCGUCAGCUUCAAGCUCACCAACUGUCACAGCUCCAAGCCCUUGCCCUGCCUCUGACUCCUCUCCCCGUGGGCCUGCAGCCCCCCUCCCUCCCCGCGGUCAGCGCCGGCUCCGGGCUCCUCUCGCUCUCGGCCCUGGGCUCCCAGGCUCACCUCUCCAAGGAGGACAAGAACGGCCACGAUGGGGAUGCUCACCAAGAUGAUGAUGGGGAGAAAUCAGAUUAAAGUGGAUGGAGGGGCUGGGGUUGGUUGGG
Dryobates pubescens (Downy woodpecker) is the source of this 844-nucleotide messenger RNA. It is a transcript of the gene TLE5, whose product is annotated as TLE family member 5, transcriptional modulator. Gene Ontology annotation, cellular component: transcription regulator complex; nucleus. Gene Ontology annotation, molecular function: transcription corepressor activity; protein binding. NCBI's taxonomy places the organism in Eukaryota, Metazoa, Chordata, Aves, Piciformes, Picidae. Bases 225 to 815 code for a protein of 196 amino acids. The transcript has 7 exons. The record is from RefSeq and is a predicted model, not a curated record. Gene Ontology annotation, biological process: regulation of DNA-templated transcription; negative regulation of canonical Wnt signaling pathway.